Messenger RNA from Caenorhabditis bovis, 1479 nucleotides. NCBI's taxonomy places the organism in Eukaryota, Metazoa, Nematoda, Chromadorea, Rhabditida, Rhabditidae. The record is from the annotation of a GenBank genome assembly.
AUGGAGGAACGAAAAAACGCGUGGGGUAAAAGCGAGGAGGCCGAGCGCGACACCGAGCCGGUGGUGAGCUUCGUCGAUUUGAUGAGCGAAGAUCUCGCUGAGAGUCUGAACCACGAGGAGAAGCUCGAAGAGGAGCGCUACUUGAGGAAUCUCGAGAAGGCGCUCAACGCAUCGGCCAUCGACGCGAUGCUGCCGUCAACCGACGGCAUGACCGACGAGGAGAUCGCAAUUGCGCUUCAGCGUCAAUUCGACCGCGAGGCCGAUGUGGCGCGCGCCGUCGCUUCAUCGUCGACGGUGAUCUUCUCGCCGGAGCGCUAUCAUCCGAAAACCGCGCAGGAGACGGACGAGUCGGAAGAAGAGGACGACGACGAGUUGCGUCAGAUUGCCACCGACAUGCUCUACGUGAAGCUCGACACCGCCGCCGAGACGGCGUCAAACUUGACGGCCAGCGGACGCCGAAACGCCGAUAAAACGCUGAACGACCGCAUGACAGUGUCGACGGGCGAUAUGGCGAGUGGCAAAAUUAGCGAUCGAGUGUACAACUCGCUGGUCGCGUUCGGCAAAUCGGACGCGAAACGCCAAUUGCGAAUGAAGGACAAAGAGGAGAAGGCGACGAUGGACACGUCGGUGGACGCGAACACGCGAAUCGCGCUGCUCAAAUGGAUCAAUCAGGGCGUGUUCGAUUCGGUCGAGGGCGUCAUCGCGACCGGCAAAGAGUCGGCGGUGCUUCAUGCGAAGCAACUCGACGCCGACACGAGUUUCGCGAUCAAAGUCUACAAGACGACGCUGUCGGAAUUCAAAAAUCGCGGCGAGUACGUCAAAGACGAUUUUCGCUUCAAAAACCCGCGUGGCGUUCUGAAAAUUUGGGCCGAACGCGAGUUUAUGAAUUUGUCGCGAAUGACGAAAUGCAAUUUGCCGUGUCCGGCGCCGAUCAAACUCAAAAAGAAUUUGCUGGUGAUGUCGUUGAUCGGCGACAGCGGUUUGGCGGCGCCGCGCCUCAAAAACGUCGAAUGGGAAUUCUAUACGGAUGACGAACGGCGAGCCGUCUAUGAUCAAGUCGAGAGUAUCAUGUGCCGAAUGUACAAAGAAUGUCUACUUGUUCACGCCGAUUUGAGCGAAUUCAACCUGCUUCUAGAUUCUUCCAACAAAGUUUUUGUCAUCGACGUCUCACAGGCGAUGGACCUUUCGCAUCCGCGAAAUCUCCAAUUCCUGACGCGCGACAUUCACAACGUUUUGGCAUUUUUCAAUCGCAUCGAGACGCCGUCGCUACCAAGCGCCGUUCAGCUGUUCAAUUUGAUCACCGAUUUGAAUAUGAGCGAGAGCGAUGAUCUGAAUGUGCAAGUCGAGCAGUUCUCCGAGGAGAAUCGCGCCGCGCAUCUACGACACGACAAAUCGCGUCCGGCCGAUUUCGAAUUGAAGACGUAUCAAGAAGAGAAGAAGCUGAAUCGCGGAAUCUCGCCCGCGCGCGACUAUAAUUAA